CACAGCUGCCUCGCUCCAGAUACCCCCGCCGCCGCCACCUGCCGCCGAGUCCCAUGGCCCCCGCCGCGUGCCCCGCCGCGCCCAGCGCUCCCCGGUUCCUGCGGACCGCGAUGCUGCUGCUGCUGCUGCUGGCCGCCAGCCGGCGCGCAGCAGGGGCGCCCGCGCUCACCGAGCUGCGCUGCCAGUGUCUGCAGACCGUGCAGGGCAUUCACCUCAAGAGCAUCCAGAGCCUGAAGGUGCUGUCGCCGGGCCCGCACUGCGCCCAGACCGAAGUCAUAGCCACGCUCAAGUCCGGGCAGGAAGCUUGUCUCAACCCCGCCGCCCCCAUGGUGAAGAAAUUCCUGCAGAAGAGGCUCAGCAAGGGCAGCAGCAACUAACCCAGGCAGAAGGAAGAAGCUGAUGGGUGGUGGCUGGUGCAGGGUGGUCCUCUCCCUUAACAGACCCGAAAGUGAAAAGAGAGCAGCUGAUUUCUGAAGACACUUGGAAAAGGGCUUAGAGUGUUUGAUUAUUUUGUAUGAGAGUUCUCUUUAUUUAUUAUGUAUUUAUUUAUUUCCUAAAGUUUGUAUUUUAAUAUUUUGCAUGUUGGUAUUUGAAGAUAUGAAUGUGUUUCAGCAAACAUAACUGUCCUAAUUGUUCACUUUGAAGUUGUUUGGUUUUGGAUCUUAUGAAACUAAUGUAUUUAUUGGGAGGCGAUUGAGUGUCAGCCACUGUGACAGGAUGGGUGGAGUUGGGCAUCGGAGCAAUCAGUGAAAUCAUUGCUGGGAGAAGGGACUGUGUGUGUAGAACUAUUUUUGUACUUUUUUGAAGAGAAUGUCAGUUAUUUAUUGAAACUGUCUCAUGUUAUGUACUCAACAUUUUUAUGUUGAUGCUUCCCUUGGACAUUCUAUGUCUUACUUGUAGGGCAUAAUGCCUUGUUUAAUGUUCAUUGUACAAUGAACAGAGGGGUCACAAUUAUUUUUACAAAUGACAUGAAAA
This is a messenger RNA of Oryctolagus cuniculus (rabbit), 975 nucleotides long. It is a transcript of the gene GRO-A, whose product is annotated as GRO. Gene Ontology annotation, biological process: chemotaxis; defense response; immune response. Gene Ontology annotation, cellular component: extracellular region. The record is from RefSeq and is marked provisional. NCBI's taxonomy places the organism in Eukaryota, Metazoa, Chordata, Mammalia, Lagomorpha, Leporidae. Gene Ontology annotation, molecular function: chemokine activity.